AUGCAUUCAUUGUUACUCCAUUUGUAUACAUCACUUGUUCUUCUUCUGCUUAAUUUUUCCAAAGCUCAAAAUUCAAGUACUAGUAAAAGCAGCAAUAAAAUCGAUUUUAAUGUCGGAGUGAUUCUCGAUUUGGCUUCACCGGAGUCGCCGGUGGGGCGUAUAGGAAUGAGCUGCUUAUCGAUAGCCCGUUCCGAUUUUUAUUCGCUCCAUCCCGACUAUAAAAGCAGGCUCGUUUUCCAUAUUCGAGAUUCUAACAAUAGUGUCGUUGAUGCUGCAGCUGCCGACAUGAUCGACAUUGCAGCUCUCGAUUUGCUGCAAGAAGUCAAAGUGGAUGCAAUUAUCGGCCCUCAACAGUCAACUCAGGUUGACUUUUUGAUGGAUCUCGGAGAAAGGGCUCGUGUUCCGAUUAUAUCCUUCUCGGCCACGAGCCCUUCUCUGGUCCCACAAAGUCCUUUCUUCGUACAGACAGCUCAAAGCGACGCCACUCAAGUUCAAGCUAUCGUCUCAAUAGUCGAAGCGUUUAAGUGGGCCCAAGUUGUUAUUAUGUACGAGGAAACGGAAUUCGGAAACGGGAUUAUUCCUUCCCUCUCCAACUCGUUGCAAGAUGCACACGUUCGAGUUUCUUACCGAAGUGUUUUUCCUAAAUCGGCCACGGACGAUUUUAUAGGUAAAGAGCUCUACAAAAUGAUGGCAAUGCAGACAAGGGUAUUUUUGGUACACACGUCGCAAUCUCUCGGAAAACGGGUGUUUCUAAAAGCGCGAGAAUUAGGUAUGAUGAGCGAGGGGUACGUGUGGAUUGUUACGAGUGGAUUGACCGAUUUAUUCAAUUUGGUCGAUUCCGAAGUUGUUGAAGCCAUGCAAGGGGUUAUCGGGGUGAGGCCCUUAAUCCCGAAAUCGAAGGAAUUCGAAUCCUUCGCUUCUAGAUGGUUACGGAAGUUUCUUCUGGCAAACGAGAAUCAUACGAUGAUCAAGCCGACCGAAGUGAGUGUGUUCGGUCUUUGGGCUUAUGAUACUUUUUGGGCCCUUGCUAUGGCGGCCGAAAGAGUUGGGAAUAACAUAACACACGUAACGAAAAAUGGAGCUGACGUGGCACAUGCGGGCCCGUUCGCGGUGGAAGUUUCGGAAACGGGCCCUAAAAUUCUAGAAGCAUUACUAAAGAUCAAGUUCCCAGGACUUGCCGGAGAGUUUAGCCUCGUUAACGGACAAUUGGAGCAAACAUCGUACGAGAUAGUUAAUGUUGUCGGAAGAAACGAGAGGCAAGUGGGAACGUGGGCCCCGUCUAGUGGAAUUUCGAAGAAUUUAAAGAGUAUAAUAUGGCCCGGGGACUCGACGAAAGAACCUAAAGGAUGGGAAAUUCCCGUAAUCAAUGGUAAGAAACUAAGAAUUGGUGUGCCGAAAAAACCCGGUUUUAACGAGUUUCUGAAAGUCGAGAUAGAUCCGAAGACUAAUACACCCAACGUUACUGGAUACUAUAAAGAGGUUUUCGAUGCCGUAAUGAAAAGUUUACCGUACUAUGUACCGUGA
This is a messenger RNA of Erythranthe guttata (spotted monkey flower), 1524 nucleotides long. Lineage: Eukaryota; Viridiplantae; Streptophyta; Magnoliopsida; Lamiales; Phrymaceae. The record is from RefSeq and is a predicted model, not a curated record.